GACGUGCGGGUUGCUGAGCGAGGAAGAGCUGAGGAUCACGGAGGCGUACGAUGCGACUGCGCUGGCGGGGGCGAUUCGUGCGAGGGAGGUUAGGUGUGUGGAUGUUGUAAGGGCGUUUUGUAAGGUCUGUAGAUUCUUUUUGUCUUUUUGUCUGGGUAAGGUUAUGGGGUAUGAGUUAUGAGUUAUUGGUCUGGGAUUGGGUUGGAUGUGGGUUUGGAAAGUUGGAAGUGGACGAUGGAUUGAGUGCUGAUGGAAUUGAGUGCUGAUGGAAUUGAGUGCUGAUGGAAUUGAGUGCUGAUGGAAUUGAGUGCUGAUGGAAUUGGUACAGCGAGCAGCCAUCGCUCAGCAACUUACAAACUGUCUCACGGAAAUCAUGUUCGACGACGCGCUCGCUCGAGCAGCGGAACUAGACGCCCAUAUCGACGCCGGAAACCCGCCGCUGGGUCCCCUCCACGGCGUCCCUGUUUCCCUAAAAGAUACGUUCAAAGUCAAGGGCUACGACGCCUCAAUCGGCAUCGCGGCAUUGGCGUUCAAACCAGCGCAGGAGAACUCCGUGCUCGUCGAGUGUCUCCUGAAAGCUGGCGCGGUGCUGUAUUGCAAGACGCAGGUGCCGCAGACACUCAUGGCCCUCGACUCGCACAACAACGUCUUCGGCCGCUGCAUCAACCCUUUCAACUCCCUCGCCACGGCAGGCGGCUCCUCAGGCGGCGAAGGCGCCCUACUCGCCCUGCGCGGCUCCAUCCUAGGCGUGGGCACCGACGUCGGCGGCUCCAUCCGCAUCCCCGCCAUGUGCAACGGCACGUACGGCAUCAAGCCCAGCUGGCAGCGCAUGCCCUUCGCCGGCCAGGAAACUGGGGCUCCGCCUGCAAUGGCCAAGCUGGGGAUACCAGCUAGUGCGGGACCGCUGGCGCACUCGGUGCGCGACUUGCAGCUCUUCCUCGAAGCCGUCGCGGGGCAGGAACCGUGGAGGUGGGAUCCGGAUGUUGUGCCUUCGCCUUGGAGUUCCUUGUCGUCUUUCUACGAUGCGUCUGGGAAGAGGGGGAGGAGGAGAUUGCGCAUCGGCGUCGUCCGCCGCGACGGCGUCACAGAGCCGCACCCGCCCAUCCUGCGCCUCCUCGACGAAGUCAGUUCGAAGCUGCGCGAUGCAGGCAUGCACGUCGUCGACAUGGACAUCACGCCCUUAUUCUCGCAGUGCCAAUCGCUCGCCAACGCCCUCUUCGGCAUCGACGGCGGGAACCACAUGUUCGACCUGCUCGAAGCCACGGGGGAGCCCCUGUCGCCGUGGCUCGCGACGCGGCUGCGACGCAAACCGGUCGUGCCGCUGGAGAAGGUGCGGGAAAUGCAGGCGAGGCGGGAGGAGCUGCAGAGGAGGUUUCUGGGGAUUUGGAAGACGGCGACGGCGACGGGGGAAGAGGAGCAGAUUGAUGCGUUGGUUUGUCCCGUGGCGCCGCAUGCCGUGCCGCCCGUCGAUCGGUGGAAUGCCGUCGGGUAUACGAGUUCGUUUGUUUUGCUGGAUUAUCCGGCUGGUGUUGUGCCUGUGAGGAGGUUCGAAAAGGGGGAUAUGGUGGGGGAGAUGUCUGGGAAAGAGGAAGGAAAGGGGAGUUGGAAUCGGGCGAAUCGGGCGCUUUGGACGGACUUUGAUCGGAGCGUGUAUAUCGGUACGCCGCUGUGUGUGCAGGUUGUGGUGCCGAAGCUGGAGGAGAGGAAGUUGGUUGAGGCGAUGAGUGCGAUUGAUGAGGCUAUCAAGGGGGAGGGGAAGGGGGUGGCGGCCAGGUUGUAGAUGUAGUGUCUACACGCAGAUUUUAGGGCGUUGAGAUACCCAAAGAAAAUGACCGAUGA
Molecule: messenger RNA, 1839 nt
Organism: Westerdykella ornata
Lineage: Eukaryota; Fungi; Ascomycota; Dothideomycetes; Pleosporales; Sporormiaceae
Product: amidase signature enzyme
Exons: 3
Coding region: 374-1780 (468 amino acids)
Source: RefSeq, a predicted model, not a curated record